CGGCCCUGUUAAAGUUCCGCGGUGGGGGGAAAGUAAGGGGGGCUGAACUACGAGGGAAAAGGGGACAAACUUGAGCUCAGAGGAUACAUUUUAUUGUUUGAAUAUUCCCCGGGAGGACUAUUGUUCAGUCGAAGUCAAGGUUCAUCACAAAACCAAGGUCCUGGUUCCCAGAGAACGUCAAAAAUAAAGAAAAUGGCGGAGCCGGACAAAUUAAACAUCGACUCCAUAAUUCAGCGUCUCUUAGAAGUGAAGGGCUCUCGGCCAGGGAAGAACGUCCAGCUUACAGAGAACGAGAUCCGUGGCCUUUGCCUCAAGUCUCGUGAAAUUUUCCUCAGCCAGCCAAUUCUGCUUGAACUGGAGGCUCCCCUCAAGAUCUGUGGUGAUGUUCAUGGUCAGUACUAUGAUCUGCUUCGAUUGUUUGAGUAUGGGGGCUUCCCUCCAGAAAGCAACUACCUAUUCUUAGGUGACUAUGUUGACAGAGGGAAGCAGUCCUUGGAGACCAUCUGCCUGCUUCUAGCGUACAAGGUUAAAUAUCCAGAGAACUUCUUUUUGCUGCGUGGCAACCAUGAAUGCGCCUCCAUAAACCGUAUAUACGGCUUUUAUGAUGAGUGUAAGCGACGGUAUAACAUUAAGCUGUGGAAGACCUUCACAGACUGCUUCAACUGUUUACCUGUGGCUGCCAUUGUAGAUGAAAAGAUCUUCUGCUGCCAUGGAGGUCUGUCCCCUGAUCUCCAGUCAAUGGAGCAGGUUCGCAGAGUAAUGCGACCCACAGAUGUGCCAGACCAGGGCUUAUUGUGUGACCUGCUGUGGGCUGACCCGGACAAAGAUGUCUUGGGUUGGGGAGAGAAUGACCGUGGUGUUUCUUUUACAUUCGGGGCGGAUGUGGUGGCCAAAUUUUUGCACAAGCAUGACAUGGACCUUAUAUGCAGGGCACAUCAGGUGGUAGAAGACGGCUACGAGUUCUUCGCAAAGAGGCAACUUGUUACUCUUUUCUCAGCUCCCAACUACUGUGGAGAGUUCGACAAUGCCGGUGCCAUGAUGAGUGUGGAUGAGACACUCAUGUGCUCCUUCCAGAUUCUUAAACCAGCAGAUAAGAAGUUGUAUUCUUAUGGUGGUGGUGGGGCAAUGGGAUCGGGGAGACCAGUCACUCCACCGCGAAAUUCAGCCAAGGCUGCAAAGGCCAAGAAAUAGCACCCACCGGAUCCCCUCCCCAGAACCGACCAACCCCUCCAUUGCCCCAACGUUCUUCCUCUACCUCCCGACUUGUCUCUCCCUCUGACACCAAACGGCAAUGAAGUAAACCGUAUCCAGGGUUCAGUCUUGUUUCUUUUUUUUUUUUUCCCUCCAAAAUAUUUUUUAACUUUUUGGCUGUUUGCGUGUAUAUGUGUGCCCAUGUGAGAGAGCGAAUGAGAGAGGGGUUUGUUGUAUUUAGUUUGUGUGUAUGUUUUAUUAUUUUUCUCUCCUGUACUUCUACUCUGUUUAUCCUAUCACUUUAUCAAUUUACUGAGUUGAAACCCCUCAGUGAUGUAAAUGCACACCUGGGCACU
Lampris incognitus (smalleye Pacific opah) is the source of this 1547-nucleotide messenger RNA. RefSeq names its product protein phosphatase 1, catalytic subunit, alpha isozyme a (gene ppp1caa). Gene Ontology annotation, molecular function: protein serine/threonine phosphatase activity. Gene Ontology annotation, cellular component: nucleus; cytoplasm. The record is from RefSeq and is a predicted model, not a curated record. The transcript is spliced from 8 exons. Bases 193 to 1191 code for a protein of 332 amino acids. NCBI's taxonomy places the organism in Eukaryota, Metazoa, Chordata, Actinopteri, Lampriformes, Lampridae.